Papaver somniferum (opium poppy) is the source of this 2082-nucleotide messenger RNA. RefSeq lists its product as uncharacterized. The transcript is spliced from 4 exons. The coding region runs from base 1 to 2082 and encodes 693 amino acids. NCBI's taxonomy places the organism in Eukaryota, Viridiplantae, Streptophyta, Magnoliopsida, Ranunculales, Papaveraceae. The record is from RefSeq and is a predicted model, not a curated record.
AUGAAUGAGUUUCGAAGCUGGAUUUCUGACAAUGGCUUGGUUGAGGCUGAUGCCAUUGGUAAGAAAUAUACUUGGUCUAAUUGUCGAAGUGGAGCUCAAAGAAUUGUUUCUAAACAUGAUAGAGCGGUUGUUAAUGAUUCUUGGUGCUAUAAAUAUGCCAAUUGGAGAUGUAAGGCCUUGCCUAGGGUUUGUUCGGAUCAUUCCCUCCUAUUUGGGUUUGCUUUUGAAAAUCCAAAGCCCGCUAGAGUUCCUUUUAGAAUUCAGAAAAUGUGGCUUUCCCAUCCAGAUUUUAUGAGGCUGGUUGAGGAGAACUGGAAUUUGGAGCUUAAUGUUGCGGAUGCCAAAAAGGUUGUUGAUGAUGUGAGAACGGAGUUGGCAGUUAUUCUUAAGAUGAAGUCGAGAGUAACUUGGUUGGAGGAUGGUGACCAGAAUACUCGUUUCUUUCAUAAUAGCAUCCGUUUGAGGAGAAGUCAAAAUACCAUUUCAGAACUUAAGGUUUCUAAUGACACUACUUUGUUUUUGCAGGAUGAGAUAAAGGAUUUCAUUUUUAAUCACUAUCAGUCCAAGUUCAAUGGUGGUGACGUUAAUAUUGAUCCAUCUAUUUUUGAUAUUGAUCAUGAGAGUAUUUCAUCUGCUGAAAGUGCAUUCAUGGAUGCUAUUCCGUCUUUAGAGGAAGUUAAAGUGGCGGUUUUUGAUUUGGGAGAUGAUUCUGCGCCUGGCCCGGAUGGAUUCACAGGUUCUUUCUAUAGACAGUGUUGGGACAUUAUUUCUAGAGAUCUUUUUAAUGCCAUUGCAAACUGUUGGGCUAUGCGUAAAAUUCCCAAUGGCAUUAACUCUAGUUUUAUUGUUCUUAUUCCGAAAAAUAACAAAUCUGAUGUUAUUAAAUAUUAUCAGCCAAUUGGCUUGAGUAAUUUUUUUUUCAAGAUCAUUACUAAGAUUAUGGCUACCAGGCUUGGUACUGUGUUAAAUAAGCUGAUAUCUGAAGAGCAAGUGGAGUUUAUGAAGGGUAGAAAUAUACAUAAAAAUAUUGCAUUGGCGUGUGAGUUGAUCAAUGAGAUCAGCACAGAAAGGAAGCAUGGUAAUGUUGGCCUCAAGCUGGAUAUUGCUCAAUCCUUUGAUACGGUUAGAUGGGAUUUCAUAGCUGAAAUUUUUCGUCAAUAUGGCUUUUCUAAUUCUUGGUGCACAGGUAAUCUUCAUAGUUUGCAAAAUUUGAAGAAUAUGUUGGUUUUGUAUCAACAUGCGUCUGGACAGUGCGUAAACUAUGCAAAGAGCAAGUUCUAUUACGGAGGUGGUACACUUUCUCGUGCUAUUGCUAUUUCUAACUAUUUGGGUAUGGAAAGAGUUAUAUUUCCGGAUAAAUACUUAGGUAUUCAAUUGAAACCUGGUAUUGUUCGUCAUAUUCAUGUUCGCCAAGUUGUUGAAAAGAUUAUGGACAAGCUGGCUGGAUGGAAAGGUAAGCUUUUAUCUUUUCAGGCGAGACUUGUGAUAAUUAAAUCGAUUAUUUCUAGAUAUGUUAUUUAUUCUAUGGAUAUUUAUAAAUGGCCAUGCACGGUUAUUAAGCAAGUUGAAAGGGCCAUUAGGAAUUUUCUUUGGUCUGGUGAUGCUGAGAAACGAAAAUACUUUACCGUUCUAUAUGAUGAUCUAUGUCUCUCGAAGCGUGAAGGUGGCCUUGGUAUUAAGAAGUUGAAUGAUGUUAAUAGGGAAAUUCUAAUGAAGCUUUGGAUUUCUAUUCGGGACUCAAACAAGAUUUGGGCCAAAUUUUUGAGGGCAAAACUUGGAAUCACUUCCAAAGGCCCUAAUGGUUUUAGGGCUAAAGUAAGUGAUAUUAUUGUUGAUGGAGCUUGGAGCAUUCCUCAGAAAACUAGAGAUUUGAUGAUUCGAUGCAAUAUUGACGUUGAUGAUUUGCCAAUUAUUGCUGGUGGUGAAGAUUAUACAAUUUGGGAUUUAGAUAGCAAAGGCGUUUUUUCAGCCAAAUCGGCUAAGGCCGCUAUUAAAGUGCCUGCGGAAGUUGUGCCUACUGCGGCUCUUUUUACCAGGCAGGUUGUGCAUCCUACCUUAAUUGUACAAUACUGGAAGAUUUGA